Gorilla gorilla gorilla (western lowland gorilla) is the source of this 1878-nucleotide messenger RNA. It is a transcript of the gene STX4, whose product is annotated as syntaxin 4. Gene Ontology annotation, biological process: vesicle fusion; exocytosis; intracellular protein transport. The record is from RefSeq and is a predicted model, not a curated record. Bases 725 to 1606 code for a protein of 293 amino acids. Gene Ontology annotation, cellular component: plasma membrane; endomembrane system; SNARE complex. Lineage: Eukaryota; Metazoa; Chordata; Mammalia; Primates; Hominidae. The transcript has 11 exons. Gene Ontology annotation, molecular function: SNAP receptor activity; SNARE binding.
CUGGGGGUGGUCGGCGCGCCCCUCCCCACCUCGCGGGGGCCGUGUGGGCGUCGCUCGGUCGUUGGGGUGCCGGGGACGUCGUGAUGAGAACGGCGUCCCAGAGACGGCUGUGACAGAGCCGGGACACGUGACAGUCACAGGGUCACAUUCUGCGGUCCACGAGUUUGGGACCGGGCUGGUCACGUGAUGCGGUGGGGGCACCAUGGGGUGAUGUGAGAUGCGGGUGUCUCGGAUUACGUACAAAUGACGUAUUCCUACCCCUUUUGGCAACCAGAUUUCCGCUGGAAGAUGCAACGGUUCCGGUGACGGUAGCGAGUUCUCGCGUCCAGGCAUCUCCGCUUCCGCUCGGGGCGCAACAACUUCCGACUCCACCUUCCCAGCCUCGGGCAAGGAAGAGACGCGACCAUAUGCGCAUGCCCCGAAUUUAUCACGGAGGGGCGGGGCUGAGGCUGCGGGAGCUGGAGGGGGGAAGAAAAGGGAAUUCCAACCUGUGGAACCUUGGGGGGUCCCCGGGGUCGGCACCUUCCCAUUGACUGUGGGCGGUGCAAGGGACGGAGCCUCUGGCGGCUCGUGGGGGUGCUGGGGUCCGCAGGGGGAGGGAGGGGAGUGUCAGAGUGUGAGCGGGGUACGGGAAUUCCAAAUUUGAGGGCCUCCCGGCUCUGGCGCCGGGGAGGGAGAGCUCAGGCCGCCAUGCGGGACAGGACCCACGAGCUGAGACAGGGGGAUGACAGCUCGGACGAAGAGGACAAGGAGCGGGUCGCACUGGUGGUGCACCCGGGCACGGCACGGCUGGGGAGCCCGGACGAGGAGUUCUUCCACAAGCCCUCUCGGUCACCCUCCCCAGGUCCGCACAAUUCGGCAGACUAUUGUCAAACUGGGGAAUAAAGUCCAGGAGUUGGAGAAACAGCAGGUCACCAUCCUGGCCACGCCCCUUCCCGAGGAGAGCAUGAAGCAGGAGCUGCAGAACCUGCGCGAUGAGAUCAAACAGCUGGGGAGGGAGAUCCGCCUGCAGCUGAAGGCCAUAGAGCCCCAGAAGGAGGAAGCUGAUGAGAACUAUAACUCCGUCAACACAAGAAUGAGAAAAACCCAGCAUGGGGUCCUGUCCCAGCAAUUCGUGGAGCUCAUCAACAAGUGCAAUUCAAUGCAGUCCGAAUACCGGGAGAAGAACGUGGAGCGGAUCCGGAGGCAGCUGAAGAUCACCAAUGCUGGGAUGGUGUCUGAUGAGGAGUUGGAGCAGAUGCUGGACAGUGGGCAAAGCGAGGUGUUUGUGUCCAAUAUCCUGAAGGACACGCAGGUGACUCGACAGGCCUUAAAUGAGAUCUCGGCCCGGCACAGUGAGAUCCAGCAGCUUGAACGCAGUAUUCGUGAGCUGCACGACAUAUUCACUUUUCUGGCUACCGAAGUGGAGAUGCAGGGGGAGAUGAUCAAUCGGAUUGAGAAGAACAUCCUGAGCUCAGCGGACUACGUGGAACGUGGGCAGGAGCACGUCAAGACGGCCCUGGAGAACCAGAAGAAGGCGAGGAAGAAGAAAGUCUUGAUUGCCAUCUGUGUGUCCAUCACCGUCGUCCUCCUAGCAGUCAUCAUUGGCGUCACAGUGGUUGGAUAAUGUCGCACAUUGUUGGCACUAGGAGCACCAGGGACCCAGGGCCUGGCCUUCUCUCCCAGCAGCCUGGGGGGCAGGGCAGAGCCUCCAGUCGGACCCCUUCCUCACACUGGCCCCUAUGCAGAAGGGCAGACAGUUCUUCUGGGGUUGGCAGCUGCUCAUUCAUGGUGGCCUCCUCCUUCAGGCUUCAAUGCCUGGGGGAGGCCUGCACUGUCCUGAUUGGCCAGGACACACGGUUUUGUAAAAAAUUAAAAAACAAAAAAAGAGCAUAGAAA